UGCAACACUGUUCAAUUCUUCUGACAGUUGGAUUUUAAUUUGGCGCAAGAAUUGGUAAAAAAACCAUUUCAAGUAGAAAUAUUUUUUCUUCGGCGAUUUUUGGUUAUAUGCGAAUUCUUUAGCACCCAUGAGUUUUGAUGACACUAUCAAUGCAUAUUUCGUCACCACAAAUACUGUGGAAGACCGCAGCUCAACAAAAUGCAAGGAUUUGGAAACAGCAUUUAAAUGCCUGCAAAACCAUAUAGCUGAAGAAAAUAUACGGCAGAUAAAUGCCAGCGAGGGUUACCCGCUCAUAGCCUCGAGACAACUAACAAAGAAAGAUGUAUUCGUGUUCGAUCAGUUUGAAGGUGAUUUUUUUAAACAACUCCAGCUAACAAAGUCGCUCAUAAUAGGCCCACGAUGCCUUAUAACCUGUUUGCAAAACUCUCUACCUGUGCCUCUUGGCACAAGUCCAAUCUAUACAACAGCAAUGCGCGACUUGCAAAUAUGUGCAACUGGUAUUGCGUUAGACCAAAAAGAACGGCUACGAACGUAUAUACAAUGGAUGGGUGGUUAUUACUUCCAGAAUCUUAGUCGGCCGGUUACACAUCUAAUAUCUAACACAAUAAAGUCGACAAAAUACGAGCAUGCGACGAUGAACGGCAUACCGGUGAUGCACGUCGAUUGGGUACAACGGGUUUGGGAGCGCAGCUGUAUUGAAGAUGUGUCGGCAACAGAUGAAGAAUUCGAUAAGUAUAAGCUACCUAUCUUCUUUGGAACGAACAUAACAUGUACAGGAUUGGAAACGGAAAAGAAAAAUGAGAUAAUGCGUUUAGUGAAUGAGAACGGUGGCACAUACCACUGUGCAUUUCGUUCAGCGCUGGUCGAUAUAGUGAUUACUGAGAGGGGGAAUACAAAUUCCGACAAAUAUAAGGCAGCUGUGCGUUACAAGAAAGAUAUUCUUUGUCCCGAAUGGAUAUUUGAUAGCGCAGAAAAAGGCUUCGCGCUGCCUACAAAGGGCUAUCAAGUUAAAUCUUUGAAGGUAUCUACUCCAAUUAAAGGAGAUCGCAGUAUUGCAGAUUUUACGCAGUUGUCGGAUACAUCACGUAUAAGCGUUAUGGCUGGUCCCGCGCGUGUCGGAUCCAUGACUGUUAAUGACACAAUUUGUAGUGGUUUAAAUGAAACAGCCAAACAAAAUGAUGGGACAUUUGUAGCGCCAAUUAUCCGUUUAACUGGAUCUAAAGAUUUGCAAAGAGAAGUACACCGCAAGCAGGGCGCAGCAGUUCACUACCGUUUGGUGUAUGAAGAGAUAUGUCCCAAGCAAGCGAAAAAAGCUGGUAAUUUUCUUGAUGGAUGCUGCAUUUAUUUGAGUGGCUUCCGUUUAGAAGAGAGGGAAAAGUUAAAUAGAAUACUUAAUGUUGGGGGUGCAACGCGUUAUGAUGUCGUGAAUGAGAAAAUUACACAUAUUAUUGUUGGCCAACUAGAUGAUGGGGAAUUACGCGCUUGGCAACGUGAUGGCAUAUUGACAACUGUAAAUAUUGUUCGACUUGAUUGGCUACUUCAAAGCAUUAAGUUGAAGCAACCGGCCAGCGAAGUCGUUUAUCGGAUGUCACUUCCAACGACCCGUGAGCCAGACGCGCCUUCACCCUCCAGCAAAAAAACUUUACGCUCUAUGAAUAAAAGCUUCAAACAACCAGAUAAGCCGAAAAAGAAGCUCUUUGAACCGGAAGAGAAAUCUGCCGAAACAGCGGGGACACCCUCAGCUUCAGCCGAUUUACCCUUAGAAGAAGAAGAGCAACAUCUCAUUGCACAGUAUUCACAAGAAAAUGAGCCAGCAGUUGCAGUACCAAAUCCCAUGGUGGCCAUUAAACCAAACAAUGCUACAAUGGAUUCAACAUUAACUGCACCCAUGGCUUCGUCAACUUUAAAGGCGGUAGUGAAUAUCGUUCCCCCGCCUGCAUCUACUACAUUAACUGAGAAUGAGAAUUCGGCAAAGAUCAACAGUGAAAUUGAUUUUGAUAAUUUGGACUUCUUCGAUGGCAAGUCUCUAUACAUCGAUCGCGCUCAUUUCCCUGAAGAAUUCUACUCCCAAAUGCUAAGCGAAUGCGAAGCAGCGCAUGGCGACAUAGUACCGCCCACUUUCGUAGAUAUGGUUGACUAUGCAAUUGUGUCGUUUGAGCGCACGUUAAAUGCACGCGAGUUGCCGGUCAAGGCACGCCACAUCGUAACGGAUCUGUAUGUGGAAAACUGCAUGAAACAAAAUAAAUUGGUGCCCAUAGAAUAUUUCCAUCGUCACGUGCCGCACACGGCUAACGCGCAACCCCUAGAAGGCAUGACUAUUGUUAUUUCCAUAUAUACUGCUUUGGAAUAUGAUUUUAUUGAUUCUGUGGCGCAAUUGCUGGGUGCCACUGUCAAUCGCGUACUGGCCAAAAAAGAACGCCCACUUCUAAUUUGCCCACGCGCAGAAGGUUCUAAAUAUGAGGGGGCCAUUAAGUGGGGUUAUCCCGUAGUGACAUCUGCAUGGCUGGUGCAAUGUGCUAUAGAAGGAAAAAAACUACCAUUUCAGCACUACCUAGUGGGCAACAGUCCAUCCGAUUUUCCUGUGUCACCAACUUUGCGUGAAAAAAAUUUGCCCAAUCCAACAGUCUGCACACCUGCAACUUCUGCCAUUGAACCUAUGGAUACCAAUCCACCAGUGUGCACACCUGCAUCUUUUGCCAUUGAACCUAUGCAUACCCAAGAAAAUGCGGAAAAUGAUCUCACUAAAGGAGUGACUGCAGUAAAAGAUUUCACUCCUCUUCGCAAUAAACGUGUCACCGAAUUGGCAGGGUCCCUUUCUCGACCAUCUGUGCCCAAUAUAACAAGUAACACUCCAAGUACGCCUGACUCUCCUCAUACCCCUACAAACACGUAUGGUCGUUCUUCCUGUAAUUUUGAAUAUUUAGAGGGUGUUGUGGCUGAACUGGAUAACGAAGAUGCGCGUGCUUGUCUUCGUGAACUAAUCGAAGAGAUGCGCAACAAUCAGACGCCCGAGUUGGAACGUAUCCGCCGACAGGCAUGCACUCCAAUCAAUCGCAAGUUGCCCACACCGAAAGGAAUUCCAGAUUUUUGCACUACACCCGAAUUUCAAAAACGAAUAGCUGAAGCAUUUGAACGACGCUGGCGCUUGCCAACAAAAAAACUAAAGGUUGACACACCUAUAGACGAGUUGCGACACCGUGUCCUGGUAUCCACAUGUGAGGCUCUAGGCGUCCCAUUUAGUGAUACCGAAGAUACGCCUAUGACCAGUGCCCAAGCAGCUAAGAAAGCUUUGGCUGCAACAGCAGAAAUGUCGGCAUUGGCGGCACUAACGUCAAAUACGUAUAUAAGUCCCAAACGUAAAUCUCCUAACACCUCAAACUAUGAGUCGCGCUAUCAACAAACGGGCGUAGUGCCACGCGCAAUCUUUGCCACAAGUUUAAAUAACAGUCUGAACACAAGCGCACAACGUUCAGCGCGUGUUUCAGAAGGCGAUGCUUUUGUGCCGAGUACUCAAACGCCUACCAGAAGCGGUAGCUUGGGUGCUGCCGAGUCUCGAAUGGUGCAGCACGCAAGCUUUGGCAAAUCGACGUUAGAUUUUGACAAAAUUAGUUUCGAAAACACUGAAACGGACACUGUGGCAUCCCACAGCAAAAACACGCAUAAUCAAAGUGGUAUCCGCUCAGCAUCGGCCCUGGCCACAUCAUCACCAGAACUGCAGAAAAUCACUGAGUAUCUCAAAAAUUGUGAAUCUCGCAGGCAGAGCCUAAAAGAAUCGAGGUGCACAGCUGGCGUGGGAAAUGCAACUGGUAGCGGUAUCACUGAGAGUGCAGACAAUAUGGUCGAUAAUAUAGAAACAGGUGGACCGGCGUAUGGUGCAGGAGAGACGGAAACCCAACAUUACGUGCAACCCUUUGAAUCGGAACAAUUUGGCGUUGGCACUGAAAACAUGGUUGGCUGGCGCGACCCUGUGGAGUUCGGCAGGGAAAGGCGCUCGAAGGCAUCACCAAGCAUGCAGUACAAGGGCACACCACGCUUCAGCAUUUCAUGUGUAGACGAGGACAUACGGAACGAUGUAAUCAACAAAAUUCAUAAACUCGGCGGAACUGUAUCUGAGAAUCUUGUCAACUUUGACCCUGAUUGUACACAUUUUAUUUGCGAACGGCCAAAUCGCGGCGAGAAGAUGCUCGGUUGCGUCUCAUCAGGUAAAUGGGUGCUCAGCCUCAAAUAUAUAGAAGAGUGUUACGCAAAGGAUGUUUUUGUUGAUGAGGAACUAUAUGAAUGGGGCAACAGCAAAGCGUUAAAUUUGCCACAGUUGACACCAGAUGAGCAGCUUUUGUCCUUGGCGGUGCAUCGUUGGCGCAAGAAGCUCAAUGGUGCCACAUCUGCUGAUGGGAAGAAGUUGGGAGCCUUUAGCGGAUUUCGUAUUAUACUUCAUAUUGCUGAACGUAAUUCAGAGGCGGUAAAGAACGUUUUGCGUGCCGGUCAUGCCGAGGUGUUGGCGGUGCAGUCGCCAUUCAGUGCGUGCAGUGCGGCGAGAAAUGUAACGCAUUGUUUCGUGGAUGUGAAAAAAGCACCACUGACACGCGCCGAUUAUGAAUAUUUGCGUACGCUUGGUGUACAAAUCUACUCGCAAAUGUACAUUAACGCUUUUCUAAUGUAUGGCGAGGAUGUAGAUGCCGCCAAGUAUGAAAUCCAAAUUCAAUAGAUUGAGUUGAAAAACCGAAGGAAGUGAGACACAAUUCAAUAUUGGGUAAAUACGUAAAAUGUGUCUGUCGUAUCUUAUUCGAUUAAGGUGUACAAUUUUUAUUUUUGAUGAAAAUCAAUAUAUAAUGAAUUACUUAACUACACAAAA
Messenger RNA from Anastrepha ludens (Mexican fruit fly), 4852 nucleotides. It is a transcript of the gene mus101, whose product is annotated as DNA topoisomerase 2-binding protein 1-A. Lineage: Eukaryota; Metazoa; Arthropoda; Insecta; Diptera; Tephritidae. Gene Ontology annotation, biological process: mitotic DNA replication checkpoint signaling; mitotic G2 DNA damage checkpoint signaling; DNA replication initiation. The coding region runs from base 128 to 4705 and encodes 1525 amino acids. The transcript is spliced from 6 exons. The record is from RefSeq and is a predicted model, not a curated record.